AUGAGUAUUACUCCUUCUCUUUGUGAUAAAUUAGAAAAAGAAUGGAGAACAGUUCAUAAGGAUAAUGUAAAUAAAGAAUAUAUUAGACAUGAAAUUGAAAAAGAAUUAGAUUCAAGAUCUGUUCAUGUCAGUAAUGUUGAAUAUACAACUACAAAAGAAGAAUUAGAAGACUUAUUUGAAAGAUGUGGUGUUGUAUUAAAAGUUAAUAUUCCUAUCAAUCAACUCACUCAAAAAACAAUGGGAUAUGCUAAUAUUGAAUUUAAAAAUUCUAAUGCUGUUGAAAAAGCAAUAAAAUUAACAGGAACUAAUUUAAAUGGAAGAUAUAUUGAAGUUUCUAAAAAAAUAACAUUUGAUAAAAGGAAGAAUGAUAGAACAGAUUUUAGUUGGUUCUUUGAGGAUUUAGAUUGA
This is a messenger RNA of Entamoeba nuttalli P19, 408 nucleotides long. Its product is annotated as RNA recognition motif domain containing protein. NCBI's taxonomy places the organism in Eukaryota, Evosea, Mastigamoebida, Endamoebidae. The record is from RefSeq and is a predicted model, not a curated record. Gene Ontology annotation, molecular function: RNA binding. Bases 1 to 408 code for a protein of 135 amino acids. The transcript has a single exon.